GCCGCAGAGGGCAGCGGGGCCAGGCCAUGCGGGAGCUGCGCUCGUCCGCCUUCUGGAGGGCCGUCCUGGCCGAGUUCCUGGGCAGCCUCCUCUAUGCCCUGCUGGGGCUGGGGGCUUCCCUGCGCUGGGCCCCGGGCCCCCCCAGUGUCCUGGGGGCCGCCCUGGCCUUCGGGCUGGCUCAGGCCACCCUGGUGCAAGCGUUGGGCAAUGUCAGCGGGGGACACGUCAACCCGGCAAUCACGCUGGCCCUGCUGCUGGCCUCACAGCUCUCCUUGCCCCGUGCCCUGGGCUACCUGCUGGCCCAGCUGCUGGGCACCCUGGCCGGGGCCGGCGUGCUCUACGGUGUGACACCGGCCCCCAUUCGCGGCACCCUGGGCCUCAGCGCGCUGCACCCUGGUGUGGGGCCGGGCCAGGGCACGGUGGUGGAGAUGCUGCUGACUGCCCAGUUCGUCCUCUGCGCCCUGGCCAGCUUCGACGAACGCCACAACGGUCGCCCCGGCUCGGCUGCUCUGCCCAUCGGCUUCUCCCUCGCUCUCGGCCACCUCUUUGGGAUCCACUACACGGGCGCCAGCAUGAACCCCGCACGCUCCUUCGCCCCGGCUGUCAUCACCCGCAACUUCGCCAACCACUGGGUGUACUGGGCGGGCCCGCUGCUGGGCGCGGCGCUGGGUGCGGUGCUGUACGAGUUCGCGUUGUGCCCGCGGCCCCGCAGCAUGGCCGAGCGCUUGGCCGCGCUGAAGGGGGAGCCGCCCGCCGCCGAGCCCCCGGCGGAGCCGCCGGCCGAGCCGCUGGAGCUGAAGACGCAGGGGCUGUAGUGCCG
This is a messenger RNA of Calypte anna (Anna's hummingbird), 820 nucleotides long. RefSeq names its product lens fiber major intrinsic protein. Gene Ontology annotation, molecular function: water channel activity. Gene Ontology annotation, biological process: transmembrane transport. Lineage: Eukaryota; Metazoa; Chordata; Aves; Apodiformes; Trochilidae. Bases 27 to 815 code for a protein of 262 amino acids. The transcript is spliced from 4 exons. The record is from RefSeq and is a predicted model, not a curated record. Gene Ontology annotation, cellular component: plasma membrane; apical plasma membrane.